UCAGCAUUUUGUUAGUGUUAAAUUAUUCUGCAAAUUUGUAAAAAUUCGUUUUAUUUUCCACAUAAAAGUCUUAUAACCUAUUCUCAGCACGUCUGCUGUAUUGAUCGCCGAUAAAGAUUCGAUUACCGACUGCGGCAAUUUACGGGAAAAUUCUGGAAAGCUCGACUGAAGACAAGCGGGAUACGACAUGGCUAAGGUUCACAUCACUAACGUUGUGGUACUGGAUAAUCCGAGCAGCUUCCUGAAUCCGUUUCAAUUUGAGCUUACGUUUGAGUGCAUCGAAGAGCUAAAGGAAGAUUUGGAAUGGAAAAUGAUCUAUGUCGGUUCGGCAGAAUCGGAAGAAUUUGACCAGGUGCUGGACACAAUCUACGUGGGACCAGUGCCGGAGGGACGCCACAUUUUCGUUUUCCAAGCCGAUCCCCCGAACGUGGCUCGUAUUCCGGAGCAGGAUGCCGUUGGCGUGACCGUUGUACUGCUCACAUGCUCCUACCGAGGUCAGGAGUUUGUUCGCGUUGGAUACUUCAUCAACAACGAGUACUCCGAUCCAGAGUUACGAGAGAACCCGCCUGCCAAGCCACUAUUCCAGCAGAUGACCCGCAAUAUUCUUGCUUCCAAGCCGCGUGUGACUCGAUUUAAAAUCAACUGGGAUGACAACCCGGCAAACGGCACCAAUGGAGCUAAUGGAAUGGACGACGAAGCUGGUAUGGCAAUCGAAAACGACCGCCUCGACGAUAUGGAAGCCGGACCGAGCGACGUUGGAAUGAUGCCCGAAGCGACGCAUGACGACAACAGUUUGGCUCUACCGAGGGAGUUCAACGAAAACUCCAACUCGCUAGCGAUGGAAUGCUGAGAUUAUGGGUAGUGCGUGACGUCCGAUAACUUGUCUCUGCUGACUAAGAGUUUUAGUGUGCUUCGUCGUCUAGCGUUCAACGUUGUUUUCUUUUACUCACUUGGAGAGAAUAGUCUUACUCGAGGGUGAAUCGACACAAGAGCGGGGAUAAUUUUCUUAAGAAAUACUUUCCGAACCGUUUUCUGAACCAUAUCGUGCUGAUUCACUGAUUUUGCUUUAAAAUUAAAUCGAUAUGUAAAUAAUUAAU
Messenger RNA from Sabethes cyaneus, 1097 nucleotides. It is a transcript of the gene asf1, whose product is annotated as histone chaperone asf1. The record is from RefSeq and is a predicted model, not a curated record. Gene Ontology annotation, molecular function: histone binding. The transcript has 2 exons. Gene Ontology annotation, biological process: DNA replication-dependent chromatin assembly. The coding region runs from base 188 to 850 and encodes 220 amino acids. Lineage: Eukaryota; Metazoa; Arthropoda; Insecta; Diptera; Culicidae. Gene Ontology annotation, cellular component: nucleus.